CUAUCCAUUCAAUUACCUGGCGGCAUCUUUGUGCGCAGUAACAACAGAUAUAUAGACUUCGGUAGAAGGGUGGUGAGGUCGAAGCUUUAAGCAUAAUGGCUCAGUCGGAUUUAACUGUUCAAGUUCUCAACCUGUCCCCCAGCGUGACUCGCGCAGAGUUGAAUACCUUCUUCUCUUAUUGUGGAACUGUUGAGAAGAUUGAGCUUCAGAACAGAGACAAAGACCAAAUGCAGUCAGCUCUAGUGACUUUCAGACAGCCAUAUGCUUUUCAGACUGCGCUUCUCCUGAGUGAUGCUCUCCUCGGUGGGCAACCAAUUCGGAUAUUGUCUGUGCAUGAUAUAGAGAUCCCUAUCACCGGUCCAGAUAUAAGAAAGAACCAUGGAUCGUCCAGAUUUGUUCCGGCAGUGCAAGUUGCGAUGCAGACAGUGGCUUUGAAAAGCGUUGAAAUGUUGAGCAAGGCCAGAGAACUAGAGGAGAAUUACAAGCUGUCAGAGAAAGGAAGAACACUAGCGCUCCAAACAAGAGCAGCAGUCUAUGAUGCUGAGCAGGCAGCAGAAAACUAUGUUUCGGCUGGUGCUGGGUGGUUGUCCGGUGCACUUGAUAAGACGUCCAAACGUGUCUUGUCACUGGGAACUGUGAAGAGGAAUGGUCCUAACUCCUAACUUCAAGAAGCAGAAAUGAGCCUAGCUACUAUUUGUUGCCCGCAUUACAGCUGGAUCUGCUUAAAUGCAUACUGUAAUUAAUUACAGAAACUGAUGUUUAUUGCAUGAUAAUCUCUUAUUUGCAAACAAUUUGGAGAUUUCUGAACAAAGGUUGGGUUUGUUUUUUC
This is a messenger RNA of Populus nigra (black poplar), 829 nucleotides long. Its product is annotated as protein vip1-like. The record is from RefSeq and is a predicted model, not a curated record. Lineage: Eukaryota; Viridiplantae; Streptophyta; Magnoliopsida; Malpighiales; Salicaceae. Gene Ontology annotation, molecular function: RNA binding. The transcript has 4 exons. Bases 96 to 662 code for a protein of 188 amino acids.